Molecule: messenger RNA, 240 nt
Organism: Paracoccidioides lutzii Pb01
Exons: 2
Coding region: 1-240 (79 amino acids)
Source: RefSeq, a predicted model, not a curated record
AUGCUGUGGUACACGAGAUUCCAGUAUUCAAACAAGAAUCCUUGGCAGUUGAGCUUCUAUGAUACCCAGAGGUCACCUAGAUCAAGUCCCCUGACUAUGGAUCAACUUCUGUCACAAUUUGUCCGCCUGAGCCUUCCUCACUCAGCUGACAGUGAACCUGGAUCAUCACCAGACAACCUGAUUGAUCUGGAUGAUAGACUGGAUGAAAAACACAACACAGAACCUCUCAGUGAAGAUUGA